Molecule: messenger RNA, 3300 nt
Organism: Mesitornis unicolor (brown roatelo)
Lineage: Eukaryota; Metazoa; Chordata; Aves; Mesitornithiformes; Mesitornithidae
Gene: ZNF654
Product: zinc finger protein 654
Exons: 9
Coding region: 1-3174 (1057 amino acids)
Biological process (GO): regulation of transcription by RNA polymerase II
Cellular component (GO): nucleus
Molecular function (GO): DNA-binding transcription factor activity, RNA polymerase II-specific; DNA binding
Source: RefSeq, a predicted model, not a curated record
AUGCAGGUUGUUGAAGACUAUGCUGGAAGAUGGCAGGUUCCUUUGCCGCAGCUUCAGGUGCUUCAGACGGCACUCUGUUGUUUCACCUCUGCCUGUGUAUCAUUCCCAGCUGAAUGUGAGCACGUACAAUACGUAUUGAGUAGCCUAGCUUUGAGUUUUUUUGAAUUGCUGCUGUUCUUUGGAAAGGAUGAGUUCUAUGAAGAUCCUCUGAAGGAUAUUUUAGGUUCAAUCCAGGAAUGUCAGAACCUUCUAAGUAGAUACAGAAAUAUGAAUCUGGAACUAGUGACACGCAUCAUCCGAGAUGGUGGACCAUGGGAGAAUCCAGUAUUACAAGCAAUUCUUAAAGCAAAGCCUGUGUCACAGGAAUUAGUUAACAAAUAUUUAAGCUCUGAAAAUCCACUGUUCUUUGAACUACGUGCCAGAUACCUUAUUGCCUGUGAACGCAUCCCUGAGGCAAUGGCUCUUAUCAAAUCUUGCAUAAAUCAUCCAGAUAUCAGUAAAGAUCUGUAUUUCCAUCAAGCUCUUUUCACCUGUCUUUAUAUGUCACCAUUAGAAGAUCAGCUAUUCCAGGAGCACUUGUUGAGGACUGAUUGCAAGAGUGGAAUUGAGAUCAUCUGCAACACUGAAAAAGAAGGGAAGACUACCUUAGCCUUACAACUAUGUGAAUCGUUCCUAGUCCCACAGCUUCAAAAUGGGGACAUGUAUUGUAUAUGGGACCUGAUCUUCAUUUGGAGUAAACUGCAGCUUAAAUCUAACCCAUCAAAACAAGUAUUUGUCGACCAGUGCUACCAGCUUUUAAGAAUUGCUACAAAUGUCAGAGUAAUUUUCCCUUUCAUGAAAGUCAUUAAGGAUGAAGUUGGUGAAGAUGGUCUUCAGAUAUGCGUUGAAAUAUGUGGAUGUGCCCUCCAGUUGGACCUCCGUGAAGACCCCAACAUGAAAAGUCUUAUUUAUAAAGCGAUUGCUCAUUUUCUGCCAAAUGACUUGGAGAUCCUCAGAAUCUGUGCUCUUUCAAUCUUUUUUCUUGAGCGCACCUUGGAGUCUUACUACACUGUUGAACACUUAUAUAAGUGUGCAGAUGAAGAAUACAAUGAGUGCGCUAGUUCUGUUCAAAACCGUGUACGUUUUGAAUUGCUUCCAAUUUUGAAAAAAGGUUUGUUUUUUGAUCCUGAGUUUUGGAAUUUCUUGAUGAUCAAGCAGAAUUGUUUAGCGUUAUUGGGAGAUAAAGCCUUUGUUGGCUUAAGUGAAAGUACACUGGAAAACUCUACUGCAAACACAGAGAAGAUUACAGAGUAUAGGGCUCUGGGUGAGGAACGUGUCAGUUUGACAGAUGUAAGCAAUGGGGAGCUUGACCCUGAAGACCUCUCCGAAGCCCAGUCCAAAGGUAAUGCCAAAAAUAACCAUGAAGCUCUUGAGGCAUCUGAAAUGUUAGAUCAAACUGAACCAAGGCACUGCUGCGUGAUAUGCAACAAGGAAUUUCUUGGUGGUCACAUUGUGAAACAUGCACAAGCUCACCAAAAAAAGGGUAGUUUUUCCUGUGUACUUUGCACCAGAAAGUUCAGGCAAAAAGGACUUAUGCUGAAGCACUUAAAGAAUCAUGUCAGGAAGAUAGAAAGGCAACAUCUUGCUGCAGUUCUUGAAGCUGGUCAGCAGGCUCCUGCUCUGAAGGAACUGGAACACUCUGAUGUUUCUCUUGAAAACGGGAAUUCUGAUGGUUCCAAAGCUAAUGAAGCAGAAGCUGCAGUAGCUCCAAGUGCUGAUCAAGUGGUCCAAGUAGAGGAAGAGAAUGCAGAACAGGUGCUUGAUGUGGUGGAAAACCAUCUAAGUGACCAGGAUGAUGCUACUGAAAAUAGUAGUGACAGCUGCUUUAAUAAUGUUCCUGACGCUUUAAGUACAGAAAGUUUGCCUGAAGACGAUGAGAGCUCCAGUAAAGAGUCACCUAUUCUGCAUAAAGUGAAUGGAGCUUUUUGCCCUCAGAAAGACAUUGAUGCUAUGGAUGAGGAAGGAACCUUUAAGUGCCCUGCAAAUGGUUGUGCUAGAGUGUUUAAAAAGAUCAGAUUUCUCAAUAAACAUGCAAGAAAAGCUCAUCCAACUGAUCUGAAGGUGCAGCAGCAUAUAAUGAAAUGGAAUAAAGGAAAAUGCCGGUUCUGCCAGAGGAAAUUUGCUGAUUCCCAACAUUUUAUAGACCACCUGAAGAGACAUGUGUAUCCAAAUGUUUACUUUUGUUUACACUUUAAUUGUAAUCAGAGAUUUAAGCUGUCAACUGAGCUUGCAGAACAUACAAAAAGUCAUAGUGUUUUUAAAGCUCAAUGUAAUUUCGCAGAGUGCUCGGAGCUGUUUGAGGAGCUCCCUUUGCUGUAUAAACAUGAGGCUCAGCAUUAUUUAAAUAAAACACCGGAAUGUUCAGAAGAUGCAAGUGAAAAAGAUUCUUCAGAUGAUCCUUCAGAACUUUGUAGUUUCCAAGACAAUGAGGAAUCUAUUAAUGAUAAAGAAACUGUAGAUUUACCGAUUCCAACUUGGAAGUCAAGGAAGGAUUCUACAGAACCAAAGACAUAUAUACAAAGUGUUGAGAAGAAAGCAAAUAAUAUGAUACACAAUGGAAACGAAAGCUCGUCUGAGGGCAGCACUACAGUUUUAAGUUUCAUAGACCAAAAGACACCUGUGUUGCAGCCAAAUUCUGAAAACUGUAAUGUUGUUAGCGACCAACUAGUCAAUGGGCACAGUGACCUAGAUCAGACAUCAUCAAAGUCAUCAGAAAUACCUUUGGACAGAGUGGCAGAUGAAACAAGGACAGAAAAUGGGUCUGUGUUACCAGUUUUACAGAACUGUCAGGAUAUACCACAACAUAAUGCUGCUCCCUCGCAAUUACCUUCUAAACCAAAUCAGACAACAGAGAAUACUUCAUAUGGUGUCAUCUUAACAAAACCGUAUGUUAGACCGUUGCCUCCAAGUUACCUUGAUGAACGAUACAUUAGCAUGCCAAAACGUAGAAAAAUGUUGACUGAUAAAGUAGAUGCUUAUUCUGAACAAGAUAAAUUUUGUAGCAAACCAACAGAAAGAUUUAGAUGCGGCAACUGCUUGACCAUCUACUGUAAUUCAGAAGCACUUGAGGCUCACCUUGCACAAAAGAAGUGUCAGACGCUCUUUGGAUUUGAUUCAGACGAUGAAAGUGCCUGAUUCAACAUUAUGGGAAAAUGUACCAAACAAGGAGUGGUGUAAGAAAACACUACAUGAAGAAGCAUCAGUUUGUUUCCCAGUUGGCCUUAAUCAUAAAGCAGUCUCAAAUUACUAAAGAAAUACAUG